UCCACCCAGAGAAACAGGAAGUAGAGUGACAGUAAACAUUGGAAAGCGAUGAGCUCGUGGCAUUUAUUCCAACAGGAGUCUGCUUCGCAGUUGGCGUGACUCUAGAUUCGGACUGCUGCCAUGAAUGUGAAGGGGGAUGAAUAAGAGCCGCGCGGUAGCCUGUGAUGAGCGGUCUGAGUUAGCACCUUGGCCCCUUUUCUACUGGUCCCACUGGGUCCUGGGCUGGUGUCAGUAUGACGGACCAUCUGCCUCCUGCUCUGCUGGAAGCCUGUGUGGUAGUAGGAGCAUCUAGCGACAAACUUAGGGAGGUCUACCAGGCCAUUAACAAUAAUGGAAUUCCAGAGCAGCUUCCGUUGGAGCCGGAGGUACUGCAUGUCCUGGCCCCUCCCUUCGUUAACAGACCACACACUGAGAGUGAAGCAGUGAGGUCACAUGGAAAGAAGCGGCGCACCUUUCUCAGAAAGAAAAGGGAACAACUAGCUCCCAGCCAAGCAGGCGGAAGAGAAGGUAGUGAAGAUGUCAGUGUUACUAAAGACAUCGACCUCAUGGCUUUACCUCAACUCUGCUUCCCGGAUGGGCUCCAAGUAACCAAUGAACAGAAAGAUGAACAAUUCCACUUCCUGGUUUUCACUGAUGUCUUUGGCAACAAGACUCAUGGAGUAGUAAUGCAAUGUUACCGACCAAUACUGGAAGGGACGUCUUUCUUCCAAAAUGGACCUGGGUCCUUUAAGUUUUCUAAACUUUUCUCUGCCUACAGUUUCUGUGUCAUAUCCAAGUAUCCAUACUUCACUGCACUCAAAGACUGUCUGUCAUGUCUGUUAAUCCAGCUAAGAACAUGUUGUUUGUCUGACAUGGAGGAGAUAGUGAAGGAGUUUGCAGCCAAACUGGCACUGGUGCCUGUUCCCCCUCCUGGACAACUACAUUUGAUGUUUACCUUGCGUCCUCUGACCAUUGUAUUACCAUCCAGAGAAGACAAAGACCACCCAGCUAUAGAUUUAGACCUCCAUCUCCCUUUCUUCUGCUUCAGGCCACAGCAACUACUACAGGUGCUAUCUUGUCUCCUGCAGGAGCAGCGGGUGGUGUUAUUCUCUGCUGAUUGGGCCAGACUCACGCUGGUGGCAGAGAGCUUCUUGCUUUUUCUGCAGCCUCUGUCGUGGCAGCAGCCAUAUGUUCCUGUCCUGGCCAGAGGCAUGCUGGACUUUCUCAUGGCUCCUACUGCCUUCCUCAUGGGCUGCCAUCUUAGUCAUUUUGAAGAGGUUGCGGCUGAAACCGAUGAUCUGAUCCUAAUCAACAUUGAUAACGGAAGAGUCUCCACUUCUUAUUCUGAGACUCUUGACCUACCAGAGUUUCCACCAGCUGCUGCAGACUGCUUCACACAGAGGUGUCAGUCCCUGCAGAUACAUUUUGACCUGCAUCAGUGCCACCAUGCGAGCUGCGCUGACAUCAGUGAGCAGCGGGCACAGAGAAGAGCGUGGCAACACAACCUCAACCACAACAUCCAGAGGAUCACACUGGAACUGAUUGUCAACAUAUUCAGGGAUGUCAACAGUCAUCUGAACUAUGAACAUCGAGUGUUUAACAGUGAAGAGUUCUUGAAAACCAGAGAGCCAGCUGAACAGCUGUUUUACAAAAAGGUGUUGGAGACACACAUCUUCCAUUCCUUCCUCAAGGAUCGUCUCAACAGGAAAAUGGACAACUUUGCUCGAAUGGAACUCAGCACUCGUUCUGAGAUGCAGAAGAUGAAGGCCAUGGUUAAGGUCCCACGCAGACCCACCGUGCAGGAGAUUCAAGCCCGGAGUAAGAGCUCUAUUACAGAGAGCAAGCUGAGUAAGAGACUGGGGAUGAGCCUCCCUAACCUCAGAGACGACCAAACUAUCAGUUUCCAAAGAAACACACAGCUGACCAGGAUCAUCUUGUCUGACCCCGUGCUGAGAACUCCUCCUAAGCCGCCAAACGUGUUUAAGCUCCCAGAGUUUCCAGCCUCUCUGUCCUUCAACUCUGUCCAAAAUUAUUACAGUGAGCUGAUCCAGCAGCUUGGCAAAGCCAUCUUCUCGGUCCAAAAUGAGAACUCCACUCUGCUGGCCAGAUUCUACUACUUGCGUGGUUUCAUCAACACAUUGUGUUGGCGGCGACUGGACGCUCUAGGUGAUUUCCAGAACCUCUACAAGACGGACACCGCCAUCUUCCCCACACAGCUGGUCACAUGGCUCGUGGACACACUGCACCGAGACGAGAGGCAGCAAGCUGACAAACGACCUGAACUCAGGAGACUAAUGCUCAAGGUGAAGACAGAGAAUGAGAAGCUGUUGGUGCAGCCUGAUGACCACGUUAAAAAGUUUGCGCUUCCCCGAAAGCAUCUGCUUCAGGAAGAGUUUGUGCGUUGCGUUCAGGAGUGCGGGAUUGUUCAGGAUGUAGCAACCAUACACCGAUUAUUUGACGCUCUUACUGAUGGCCAGCUGAAGCAGGUGGACCCUGAACUCUUCAAAGUCUUCUACACCUUCUGGAAGGAGACGGAAGCCGAGGCACAAGACGUCAACUUGCCCCCUGAGGUCAUCGACCAUCUUGACAAUAGUGAAUGUGUCUACAAAUUGUCAUCUUGUGUCAAGACCUCCCAUGGGGUUGGUAAAAUUGCCAUGACACAGAAACGUCUGUUCUUGCUCACUGUGGGACGACAGAGCUUCCUGGAAAUCACAAAGUUCAGAGACAUACAGAACGUGAAGAUUGCCUCAGCUCCCUUUCUACUUGUGCGUAUUCCUUCCCUUCGUAUCGAGACCUCUGGUAGGCUUGAGGUGUUUGAGGCCAAUCUGAAGACCGAGACGGAACUCUGGAACCUUGUGGUGAAAGAAAUGUGGGCCGGGCGCAAGAUGGCCGACCAGCAUAAGGACCCUCAGUACAUGACUCAGGCUCUGACCAACGUCCUGUUAAUGGAUGCUGUCAUGGGCUGCCUGCAGACACAAAGGUCCGUCAUUGCUGCCUCAAAGCUGGCCUACUUUGAUAAGAUCAAACAUGAAGUACCCAUGAUGGUGCCUGAAACUACCUCAGAGACUCUAAAACACAAGAUCAACCCAUCACUGGACCUGGCUGAACCUCAGACUGUACAUGUGCUGCUUUACACACCAGGUCAGUUGACUUGCAAUGACUCAGAGGGUGAGAUGAACCCGAAACUGUGGGUGGCUCUCAGUGGGGGCAAAGUGGUUGUGUUUGAUGCAGCCAGCUGGUCCAUGCUGCAGGACUGCGUCCAGGUCGGAGAGUCGCAGCUGAACUGCAUGCUGGGAUUGGUCCAAGAGCAGGUGUGGAUUGGCUCUCAGGACUCUGUAAUCUACAUCAUAGACACUCACAGCAUGUCCUGCAACAAACAGCUGACUGAGCACAGACAUGAAGUGACUGGACUUACAGUGGACUCCAGGGAUCAACACAACAGUCAGCAGACAUACUCCUGCAGCUGUGAUGGGACGAUUCUGCAGUGGGACUCGGCCAGUCUCAAAGUGAAGCGACAGCACCACCUCAGCUGUGACCGUCUCUCCUCCAUACAGAUCUAUGAUGGUGCGCUGUGGUGCUGUUGUAGUGACAGCAUUGUGCAACUGAAAAAGAGUGGGACGCCACAAAGAAGAAUGGCACUUCCUGAUGACAUACGGAGCAUGCCCAGUAGCUUCAGCAGCUUUAUCGUCAUCCCAGAGCGAGGUCAGUUGUGGACGGGCUGUGCAGACUCAGGGGAGCUGUGUCUCUGGCACACUAACAGCCACAGACGGCCCUUUAAGAGAAUCUCCCUGCCAGGCACUUCAGGAGUCACCUGUAUGAUUCGAGUCAAGGACCAGAUCUGGGUGGGCUGUCGUGGCCGGAGCGGUGUCGGAGGUCAGUGCGGCGGUCAGCUGAGAAGUCAGGUGUUGGUUGUGGACGCAGAGAGCCACGCUGUGGCUAAGGAGCUGCAGGCCCAUUCAGACUGCAUCCAGACGCUCUGCUCUGCUGAGGACCGCUACGUCCUGAGUGGCUCUGCACGCCACGAUGGCAAGAUCGCCAUCUGGAAAGUCGAGUAGAGAACAGAGAUGGAGAAAGCAAAAGUAAAGCAAGAGAGAAGAAGUAGCAAAAAGGCACUUAUGAGUUAAUACACAAGACCUGAUAAAUGUUUACACUUUGGGUAUUUGACUGUGAUAACAAGAUCUUCCUGUGGGAGGUUGAGCAGAGCAAGAGUGGAGACAGGAGGACAAAAUGAUAAAGAGUGAAAAUGAAUAGAGGUGCAGAGGAAAGUUCUUUUCUUUCUCUUUGUGGAGUAUCUUUUUGUAGAUACAUUUCAAUGGUAAUUGAGUUUGUCUGCUGGUGGCUAAAACAAAAUGGUAAAAGCAGCCUUUAAAAAUGUAAUUUUGAGACUUUAAUGGAUAAGAGAGCCCUUAAACCAAAUAUAUACUGUAUGUGACAGAGCAAAGCAGAUCAUUAACUUAUUGUCAUUUGUGUUUCUUUCUAAAACAUUGAUAAUGAAUGACAUGUUCAUGUAUUAUCAUGUACUGCUGUGUGGAAGCCUAUGUGCAGUCCUGCUCUAGUUUGCUUACUUGUCCAGACAGAUGCAGCCUCCUGUUUCACAGCCUAUUUUAGAAAAUGAUUGUGACAUGAUUCAAUGAAUAGAUUGUGAAUUCCAUGUUCUUGAAGAGAUCAAAUGCAAACUACAACUCUACAACAAGUAAAGAUACAACCUUCAAAACACACACGGCAA
Perca flavescens (yellow perch) is the source of this 4705-nucleotide messenger RNA. RefSeq names its product DENN domain-containing protein 3. Gene Ontology annotation, cellular component: cytoplasmic vesicle. The record is from RefSeq and is a predicted model, not a curated record. The transcript has 28 exons. Gene Ontology annotation, molecular function: protein binding. Gene Ontology annotation, biological process: regulation of Rab protein signal transduction. NCBI's taxonomy places the organism in Eukaryota, Metazoa, Chordata, Actinopteri, Perciformes, Percidae. Bases 234 to 4034 code for a protein of 1266 amino acids.